Molecule: messenger RNA, 5204 nt
Organism: Lolium perenne
Lineage: Eukaryota; Viridiplantae; Streptophyta; Magnoliopsida; Poales; Poaceae
Source: RefSeq, a predicted model, not a curated record
UUGCCCCCUACCCACGCGUCCCUAUCUAUUCCCUCUCCCUUUCCCUUAUCCCUUUACGCACGCACACCACGCGCACAACACACCACACACCGCAGCUCGCACGCAACCGCCCACGCACACACGCGCCGCCGCCCCUCCCCAACACCAGUGCCGCCUCCUCCAGUCCAACACCGAUUUGGGCGAACCCAGCUCCGAUCCCGCCCCGGUGCCGGCUGCCGUCUCCGACGCCGCCUCCCUGCGGAGGGAGACAAGAAUUGCGGCGGGAGGCAGCGGAGAGGGCGCGGGCGUGCCCGGCCAGUACCCUGCGGCCGGCCUCAGGGACCACGGUGCCCGCGGCGGCGACGCGCGCCGUCAUUUGGUCGGCUGUGCCCAGCAAGGGGUUGGCGUUCUGCCGCAGCAGCCGCCUCCCGUUCGACGGCCGCAUCAGCCUCUACGCAGCGGGCGCCCUCUCGUUCGAUGCGCGCGAGGUCGUGGUGCGCCUCGCUGACGAAGACAACUCCUCCUGUAGCAAGAGGGAGUACAGGUCCGCCAUCAAGUUCUCCGUGCGCGCCGAGCUCCACCACCUCAGUGAGUUCAUCACCACUGCAGCGACAGAGCUCCGUCCUUCUGGCCGCCGUCCUUGCUAAUGGGCUAGGCCCUUGCGGCCUAGAGGGCACGCGUCGUGCCUCGCUGAUAGGUGAAGCGUCAACUACCGUACCCUCAGCUCCCCUCGUCAGCUGGGCUACUUUUCGUAUUGGGCCUAUACCUAACCCAUGUAUUUAAACAUGCUACUACUAACUAAUCUGCAUUAUAAUAAUCUAACAAAGACCAAUCGCCAUUAAGCUUCACUAAAAAAGUCUAAUAUCUAUUAAUGGACUAUUAAACCAUUCAGACGUCCACAUUCGCCAACGCACACACAUGUUCGUCUAGAGGCAGCUGAAUUAUUGUAGAACGCGUACAUUGUAUCUCUUCUCUCAGAGUGCCGUUGACGUGAUACAUCACAUCGAUCACAUCCUCUUCUUCUCCUUCACUGAUCCCAGUAUCCCACUACGACUCUAAAGCUCAAUCACCUUUACUAGGCAGUAGCAAGCAGCGAGAAGCUUGUCCAGGUACUAGCCGUUACUCUCUUCUUCUUUUUUCUUGAAAGAACUUGUAUUGUUACUGCCGGUGUGGUCUUCUCGAUUGCUAGCUUAAUUCAGUUUGACAAGCUGCUGCUUCUUAUGGGGAUCAGCCACCUGCGAUUUAUCAUUGAUCACAGCUCUAUGCCACCAAUUUGCAGCCACUGCGCGCUAAGAGUUGGAGUCAUACAGGGGAGCUCAAAAUCAAAUUUGCAGGUUAAUUACUAAUUGAUUGCAAAUGGAUCGCAAAGCUAGUACUGCUCGAAGUGAUGUAGAGCAGAUGCUAAUCGAUGAAAACGCAGAGCCCAAGGCCCUGCCAUUAUCACUUUUGGAGGACAUCACAAGUGAUUUCUCUGAUGAUCAUGAGAUAGGAAGGGGUGGUUUUGCAGUGGUUUACAAGGGAAUACUUGGUGAUAGUGUGGUCGCUGUGAAGAAGCUAUCCGAUGUUUGUAUGGAUGAAACCAAAUUCCAGCGAGAGAUUGAAUGCCUGAUGCAGGUAAAGCACAAAAAUGUUGUAAGAUUUCUUGGAUACUGUGCUGACAGACAAGGAAAUAUGGAAAUGUACAACGGAAAACUUGUCAUGGCAGAUGUCCAUAAAAGACUCCUUUGCUUCGAGUAUGUAGCUAAAGGGAGUCUUGAUAAGUAUAUCAUCGAUGCACAUCGUGAUUGGGGAAUGUGCUAUAAAAUAAUCAUAGGGAUCUGUGAAGGUCUACAAUACCUUCAUGAGAAUCAUAUUGUUCACUUGGAUCUGAAACCAGCGAAUAUAUUGCUUGACAAUAACAUGAUACCAAAAAUUACUGAUUUUGGACUGUCGAGAUGCUUUGACGAAAAUCAGAGUCGAGAUAUUACCAAAACCAUACUAGGAACGAUGGGAUACAUUGCCCCAGAAAUUAUCGAAGGAGGAGUAAUUGCAUGCAGUGCUGACUUGUAUAGUCUUGGUAUUAUUAUCAUUGAAAUACUGACCGGACAGAAGGGAUAUCAAGAUACUGAUAACGUACUUCAAAGUUGGAGUGGUAGGCUGGAGAUAUCACAACGAGACACACUAUGCGAACAAGUACGAGUAUGCUAUGAGAUAGCUAUAGAAUGCAGAGAUUUCAAUCCAAAUAAGAGACCAGCUAGUGCACGAAAUAUAAUUGAUAGGCUUCAUGUAACAAAAAUCGAGACGGGGGAGGCUGCCUCUUCUACCGCAGGGGUAGCUUCGACGGAAUCCGUUGGGGAGGGCGACACCGAUGAUCCUACAGUGCUCCCCCUGGUACUACGGCCGGGCGCCGAGACAGGCACGCAUGCGCUGGAGGUUCAGACAGUCGACAUGCCACGCGCCGCCUCCACCUCACCUCGGCUCGCCAUGGUGGCGUCACAACCGCCGCCGGGUCAAACCGUCGACUUCCCACGGCACGCAGGCCCAGCCCCGGCUCAAUCACCAGGCUCAGUGUACGACCUCGUGGAGACCAAGGCUCCCCUACCGGCCAAGCUAGGCCCGCGCUCAGCUGCCGCAAAGAUCCCCUGCACGUUCGACAUGGUAGAGCCGAUGUCGUACCUGUACGUGACCGUGGUGAAGGCGCGCGACCUGCCCACCAUGGAGAUCACAGACUCCGUCGACCUGUACGUGGAGGUGAAGAUGGGCAAGUUCAGGGGCCUCACGCUCAUGCGGCACCUGGAGAAGAAUGCCAGCCCGGAGUGGCGGCAGACGUUCGCCUUCUCCCGCGACCACCUCGUCUACCGUGGUGACGUUCGCCAGUUCGAAGUCAUCGUCCGGGACAAGGAAAUGCUCCGGGAGGACUCCAUCGGCCUCGUCGUUUUCGACAUGUCCGACGUCCCCUCCCGCCUCCCGUCGGACUCCGAGCUCGCGCCGCAGUGGUACCAACUCUCCGACGCCCAUGGCAACAGGCUCAGCCGUGGCGGCCAUGGCCUUGGCGAGAUCAUGCUCGCUAUCUGGCUCGGAACACAAGCCGAUGACGCGUUCCCGGAGGCGUGGCACGCGGACGCGCACUCGCUGUCCCUUGAGGAGCUCACCAGCACGCGUUGCAAGGUGUACUACUCCCCCAAGCUCAUCUACCUCAAGGUCUCCGUCAUCACGGCGCAGGACCUGGUUGCAAGCGAGACGGGCCGGCCAUUAGAGGACACCAUCGCAAAGAUCCAGAUGGGAAACCAGAUCUGGCGGACGAGUCCACGGGGUGGAACGGCGAACCCGGUGUGGGAAGAGGAUUUAAUGUUCGUGGUCAGGAAGCCGUUCGUGGAUCCACUGGUGGUGACGGUGGAGGAACGCGUCGCCGACAGGAGGGACGAGCCCAUCGGCCGCGUCAUCAUACCAGUCGAGUGGCCGCACCUCCCACGCAACGACCUGGCUAGGUCGGUGCCAACUAAAUGGUUCAGUCUGUCGCGUGUGGUGACGACCGAGGCGUCGGAGGACGUCGCCACGGUGGACGAGGGGACGCUCGCCAGCAAGAUCCAGCUGAAGAUGUCCCUGGAGACGGCGUACCACGUGCUGGACGAGUCGUCAGACUACAGCAGCGACCUGCAGCCGGCGGCGAAGAAGCUCCGGAAGAGCGCCAUCGGCAUCCUGGAGGUGGGCAUCCUCAGCGCUCGCGGCCUGGGCGGCAUCAAGAACCUGUACUGCGUCGCCAAGUACGGUGCCAAGUGGGUGCGCACGCGCACGCUGCUGGCCACGGCGGCGCCGCAAUGGAACGAGCAGUACGCCUGGGAGGUGUUCGACCUCAGCACCGUCAUCACCAUCGUCGUCUUCGACAACGCAAACCUCCACCACGGCCAUGGGGGCAAGGACCAGAGGAUCGGCAAGGUUCGAGUCCGCCUCUCGACAUUGGAGGCCGGCCGAGUGCACACCCACCACUACCCGUUGCUGGCGCUGAGCCCGUCGGGCCUGAUGAAGACCCGGGAGCUGCAACUUGCCGUGCGCUUCACCUGCAAGUCUUGGUCCAAAAUGCUGGUGCAGUACGGCCGUCCUCUCCUCCCGAAGAUGCACUACACGAAUCCGAUCUCGGUGCCACAGCUGGACUACCUUCAGUUCCAGGCGAUGCAGAUCGUCGCGAACCAGCUAGAACAGUCCGAUCCCCCACUGCCGAGGGAGGUGGUGGAGUACAUGCUGGACCCUGACUCGCAAUUCAGCCACCGCCGGAGCAAGGCCAACUACUACCGGCUCACCUCCCUCAUCUCCGUCACGGUCGCAGCCGGGAAGUGGUUUGACGACACCUGCAAGUGGAAGAAUCCGAGUAACACGAUCUUGAUUUACGUCGUGUUCAUCACCCUGGUGUGGAACCCGAGGAUCAUCCUGCCACUAGUGCUCAUGUACAUGAUCAUGAUAGGUGUGUGGAACUACCCGUGGCGGCCGCGGAGGCCGCCGCGCAUAGACAUGAUGUUGUCGCAGGUGGAGCUCGCGCUCCCGGACGAGCUGGAGGAGGAAUUAGACACGUUGCGGCCGUCCAACAUACUCCCAGGCGAGCUGGGAGUAGACUCGGUGCUAAACUUGGUGUUGUGGUACGCGGAUCCGGCACACGCCAACGAGCUGAACGAGGAGUUGGACACGUCUACCAAGCCGGAUGGCAUCGUGCGGAAGAGGUAUGACAGACUAAGGCGCAUGGCCGCCAAGACACAGAGGGUGGUUGGCGACCUGGCCAUGAAGGCCGAGCGCGCCGAGUCACUUCUCAGAUGGCGCGACCCCUGGGUGACGCCCAUCUUCACCACACUGUCGCUGGUGAUGGCUGUCGUACUAUACUUUUUUUUUUUUUUUUGCGAGGGAGCUGUCGUACUAUACUUGACGCCGUUCUGGUUAGUGGCCAUGAUGAUGGGGCUGUACUUCUUCCGCCCCCCUCAGAUCCGGAGCAGUACCAACCGGCGGAAUACCAACCUGCUGUUCAACGUGUACACUCGUCUGCCCUCCAAGGACGACAUGUUGUUAUAAACAGCAUGCAGCAUCUCUUCACUCCUGUUUCGAAGAAAAGCAUCUCUUUCCAAGGUUCUCACUGGGGUCCAUAGGGGGAUUCAGCAUCCCUGCAGCCUCGGCACUUGCCCGGGCUUGCUUAAUGGGCGCUUCCUUGUAUCAGUGCAUUAUCCUGGUGAUUUGAAUAAAAAUAGCGUCUUAAGUCUUACAAA